AUGUGCAAAGUGAGAACGAAGUGGCAGAACCAACUGCAAAACCAGCCGCACACAGCUCUCGGAUCUUCUCGGAUCUUCUCGGGCUCAAGAUCUGACAGCUGGGCACUGGGCGCGGAGUUACAAGGUCCGUGGCCGUACACCAUGACGGAAAUGGAUGGAGUCAUCAGGGAGCACGAGGUCUACUUUGCCACCUUGGCGGAGCAGGCUGAGCGCUAUGACGAGAUGGCGGAACACAUGAAGUCAGCCGAAGCCCCGGAUCACUUGGAUCACUUGGAUCACUUGGAUCACUUGGAUCACUUGGCACAUCGCACCUUCGAUAUCUUCGAUCUUGCAGCGCACAAACAAACAACGUCCGUGUGUCAGCGUCAGCGUGUCUGCAGAUGA
Molecule: messenger RNA, 384 nt
Organism: Cladocopium goreaui
Lineage: Eukaryota; Dinophyceae; Suessiales; Symbiodiniaceae
Source: the annotation of a GenBank genome assembly